Molecule: messenger RNA, 450 nt
Organism: Protopolystoma xenopodis
Lineage: Eukaryota; Metazoa; Platyhelminthes; Monogenea; Polystomatidea; Polystomatidae
Source: the annotation of a GenBank genome assembly
AUGAGCCUGUGUGUGUGUCGUCGUCUUUCACCAAACACUUUCACUCGAAAUGGAAGUGAGCGCAACAAUCAAAAUCAAUGUUUGCUCGUCUUAAAUCUGGCUGCUAAAGAACCUUCCAUUGCCGUCCUUGAUUACGCCAUAAUCGAGGAGUUUGAGCAGAUGAUGCACAUUUCCAUGCCCAUGCACAUGCACACGCCAGGGUCUGCGAAUCUUCUUCUUCCUAGGCGUCGAACCUCAACAGGCUUAUCCAUGUCCAACCCCGGUAUGGUUAUGCCAUUCUUGUUGCGCAUGUCUUUUGUAACUGGGCAACCGGGUGCUGAGGCCAAAUCGGCCGAGUCCCUUUAUGUCGGCUUGUCCAAUCUGACAUCCGAGACCCUGCCCGGUUGGAUUGGCUUUGAGCCGGGGAAGCCUCAUCUCUCGUCUCGGGCGUUUCCAUGCUGCUCCUUCUGA